Messenger RNA from Nelumbo nucifera (sacred lotus), 1445 nucleotides. Its product is annotated as HVA22-like protein k. The record is from RefSeq and is a predicted model, not a curated record. Lineage: Eukaryota; Viridiplantae; Streptophyta; Magnoliopsida; Proteales; Nelumbonaceae.
AUCGAGAAUUUGUGAAUCAUGAUGCGAGGCACAAGCACCAGAUGUGCGGAGGAGAUUCAGCAAGCUCUUGAGCGUUCGGUAUAUUUUUGAUGCAUGGAUAUAAAUCUCCUGCCACUUUUUUAAAUCCUUUCUUCCAAAUUGGUUUACCUCCUUCGGUUCAAAGAGAGAGAGAGACGAAGAACCCGGAGAAAGCAAAGCGGAAACAUCAAAACUCAAAAGAGGAUUAGAGGGGGAGGGUACACCUGUACAUAAAUACUGAACAGGGUUUGCGAACAGCAAACCAUUGCUAGCAUGUGAAGGACCUCUCAGUCCAGGUUUUCUCGAGUUUUAUCUGCAAAUUCAUCGAAUGGCUUUUCUCGGUUCUAGCAUUCCAAGCGAGGUUGGGUUGCGGUUGCUCCUUUGCCCACUGAGUUCUAAUGUUGUCAUCAGAACGGCUUGCUGUUCUGUGGGUGUUGUUUUACCUGUAUACUCUACAUUCAAGGCUAUUGAGAAGAAAGAUCAGAAUGAGCAACAGAGGUGGCUAUUAUACUGGGCAGCAUAUGGAUCUUUCAGCCUUGCAGAAAUUUUUGCAGACAAAAUUAUUUCCUGGUUUCCAUUGUACUACCACAUGAAGUUUGCAUUUCUUGUUUGGCUUCAAUUACCAUAUUCCAAUGGGGCAAGGCAUUUGUAUGCGAACCAUCUACGCCCAUUCCUCUUGAGACGUCAGGCUAUAUUUGAUUAUGUAGUGGAUUUUACAUAUGGAGAAAUGGCCAAAUUCUUUAGUGCACACCAAGCAGAAUUCCAGUUUAUGAGGACAUUUCUCAUAAAGUUUAUGGGAUCAGCAAAUCAAGUGGUGAAGUGCAUUGUUCACCCAGUGGAGCCACAAGGUGAGAGCACAAUUGAGGGCCCCACGGGACAAAUCCAAGAUGCAGACUCAGGAGACAACGAUUGAUUGAUUCUCCUUUCCUUACGCUGGUGACGUAGAUAAUUGAAGUUUCCAUCUCCAAUGCCAAAUCAAGGAGUCCGUUUUGACAAAUUAAUCUACAGAUGUAAAGGUUUUCUCACUUUCUAGCUUUUGUAUAUGCAUGCCAUUUGCUCUAGCAAGAUAACAUCUAUUUGUCCAGCAUUACUUGUUAUCCUAUGGCAAACUUCAGUCCUGGCUUGCUUUGAAUGCGGUGCAGGUUCCGUUGUUAGGUUGCCUUUGUUUGGGUUGUGUUAUAUUUGUUUAACAACCCUCAGGCAAGGUUCUAAAUAUCGACACGGGCGUAUUGGCCUGUGCCGGUGCUUAUUUUUAUGUUUUUUUUUUUUUUUAAACCGGUUCAGAGGGGUCGGUUUAAGUCUUGGCUAUCCUCUGAACUAUGGUUUGACCCGAUACAACCCCUAUAAGGGCAUAUCGGGAAAUUCCUUGUAUAGUACGUAUCAAUUGAUACGGGCUAAUACGUAUCGAUAUUUUGAAUUGCCCUCAA